AUGCCACGAUUAAAUGAAUUUUUAUUUAAUAUUCGUUCAAUUAUUUCUCUGAACGAUCAAAUUUCUUUACUUUCAAAUAAUGAUAUUCAGCGGACGUUUUCAAAUUUUACAGGCAAUCAAAUUAUAUCUUGUGUUGAUUAUUUUCCAAAAAUGAAACGUGGUCAAUGUCAUGUUUAUUCAUAUCCAUAUACACUAAGUUAUUAUCAUAAUAUUACAAAUAAUUUUCCAGGUGAAUUAUUCAAAUGUGUUCGUGAAAUAUCAUUAUAUGAUGAACAUCCUUUUGAAUAUGAAUUUUUUAUUGAAAUUGCACAAGCAUUUCCAUCUCUACGAAAAUUAUCUUUAAGCAAUCGAAAAGGACAAAAAUUGAAGAAUAACAAUAUGAAUUAUCCACUCAUUAAAUAUCCUUAUUUGAAUGAUCUCGAACUUAUCGACAUUCAUACAGAUUAUGUUGAAUUAUUUCUAGAUAAUACGAAAACGCUCUUAUCGGACAAUCUAUGUCUUAGUGUUGAAUAUCGUCCAUUAAGAAAAGUGACAAAUAAUUUUAAAAAAGAUACAAUGCGUUUCAAUUGUGCUAAAGUAAUUCAUCUAAUGAUUCCUGCUAAAUUUAAAAUAUCUCAACGUUUCAAAGCCUACUUUCCUCAUGUGAAAGUAUCUCAAUUUUAUUAA
Messenger RNA from Rotaria sordida, 666 nucleotides. The record is from the annotation of a GenBank genome assembly. Lineage: Eukaryota; Metazoa; Rotifera; Eurotatoria; Philodinida; Philodinidae.